AUGAACGUCCAAGUAGAACUACCGGAGAAGAAGAGGAAGAGGACGAAGAAGACUAAGAAUUCGUAUCCUUCUUCUUCACCACCUCCGUCUUUUUCUUUACUCCCAGAUGAAAUCCUUGUGAGUUGCUUAGCCAGGGUCUCGAGUUCGUACUACCCAACGCUCUCAAUCGUUUCCAAAAGCUUCCGUUCAAUUCUCUCUUCCGCCGAGCUCAAAGCAGCUCGAUCCCACCUUGGAAACACCGAACAGUGGCUCUACGUCUGUCUAUACGAUAUCAGUUUUCACACUCACCAAUGGUUUAGACUUUUGCUUAACCCUAAUGGAACCCUACCCGACUCCGUGAUUAUGAAGAAUAAGACAAUUGAACAGUUGCUGGUUCCCGUAACUUUUAGCUCUUCUUCUAACCUUCCAUCAGUAUCAAAAUCCACAAUUGCUGUUGGUUCAGAAAUUUAUGUAAUUGGCGGACCAGUGGACUAUGCACCGUCCUCCGCCGUGCGGGUGCUUGAUUGUUGCACUCACACUUGGCGCAAUGCACCUAGCAUGAAUAUAGUCCGGAUGAAUGCCUUGGCAAGUUUACACGAUGGGAAAAUAUAUGUAACUGGUGGCUGCCUAGGGGUGAAAUCAUGUGAUGAGGUAUUCGACAUAAAGGCUCAGACUUGGGAACGUCUUCCUGACCCGUCGGGUAGUGAGUUAAGUUACUGUGACAUAAAUUUUGGGUGGACAAAUGUGAAAGGGUUAGACUCACUAAGGGAAAAGUAUGAUUGGAACGGUAGUACAACUAAAUUAGUUAGCUGUGGUGGGAAACUCUUACUUGUUUGGCAAGGGUGCGGGAACAGUAGUCCCGAUAAUAAGAAGAUUUUGGGCACGGAGAUCGUCCUGGAAAAGUGUGUUGGAGGUGAGCUUUGGGGAAAAGCUGGGUGGCUUGAUGUUUUGUAUACCGUCCCUAGAUUACGUCAGAAGCUUUUGCAUUGUCUAGCGGUCUCGGUUUGA
Molecule: messenger RNA, 987 nt
Organism: Camelina sativa (false flax)
Lineage: Eukaryota; Viridiplantae; Streptophyta; Magnoliopsida; Brassicales; Brassicaceae
Source: RefSeq, a predicted model, not a curated record